CAGGGUCUUGCCUUUGCUCCGCUCCGGCAGUUCUCCAGUCUCCGCCACCGCGAUCUGUCCGUCCUCCAUUUGCGGCGGCGGCGGCGGCGAUGGCGCUCUCCUCCUCCCGGCCGCACCACCUCCUGCGCCCGCUCCUCCGCGGCUUCCACGCCUCCGCGCAGGCCCUGGCGCGCGCGGAGCCGCACGAGUUCUCCAAGCCUAGCGGCUACCUGGGCAGCUGGGAGCCCGCGGGGGAGCCCCGUGAGGCGUGGGCGCAGCUGGACCGGCUGCGCAAGGGGUACGCGCGCGACGUGCGGCAGCUGCGGCGGGAGUACGCGUACGAGGUGCAGCUGAUGGAGGCCGAGCGGCAGCGGAAGGCCGAGGCGCGCGCCGAGGCCGCCCGCGUCGCCAACGAGGAGCGCAAGGCAGCCAAGGCCGCCGCCGCGCAGACUCGCGCGGCCGAGCGGCGCGCGUUCGAGGAGGACUUCCGCCAGGCCCUUAUGAAAGAAAGAGCCGAGAAGCUGGAGAGCUGGCGGAAAAAGGAGAAGCUUCGGGAGCAGAAGAAGGCGGAGCAGAAGGAGCUCCUGCGCAAGAAGAGCAGUGUGUGGCUUUCUGAAAAUAAACUUGAAGAUCAAAUACUCGAUGCUAUCAGGAACACCACUCCUCUAUAAGGAAGCCAAUGGGGUUGCAUGAACUAGGAUGAUGAACAUCACAGAGACGCUUCUGUCAUCCCCCUGAGAACUUGAUCAAAGGCAGCAGCCAGCAUAAUGAGUAAUAAGAUUGAACUUCGGCUUUCAGAUGUAAUGACAUGUGUUUAUUAGAUAGACUUAGAUUGGGUUUACACCAAUGUGCUUUGGGUUUUUUGGAAUUGAUUGCACGUUAAGGAGAUGAUGGCUCUACCUAAUUCAUGAUUAAGAAGAAAUGGUUUAGCGUGCACUUGUGAACUUCCUCUGUCCAAAGAUGCUGACCUUCUUUUCUUGCUAUGGAUUUCUAAUUUGCAUAAAUUAUUGGCAAGAUCUAGAUGAUACAGACAUUGCAGUCCUGAUA
Panicum virgatum (switchgrass) is the source of this 1026-nucleotide messenger RNA. RefSeq names its product caldesmon-like. The transcript has 3 exons. The record is from RefSeq and is a predicted model, not a curated record. Bases 90 to 650 code for a protein of 186 amino acids. NCBI's taxonomy places the organism in Eukaryota, Viridiplantae, Streptophyta, Magnoliopsida, Poales, Poaceae.